AUGAAUCCCACCAACCCCACGCCGGGGACUUCCACAAUCACCGGCUCCGCCGUCACUUUCCAGCCUCCCCCAAGCCAUCGGAUCCUCGAGAUCUGCCUCAUCUCCGCCAAAGAUCUCUCCCCCGUCUCUAAGCCUCUCCGCUCCUACGCCCUAAUCUGGAUCCACCCCAAUCGGAAACGCUCCACCGGCAUAGAUCAGAACGGCAACACCAAUCCCGCAUGGAACGAUAAGUUUUCGUUUCGUGUAACCGACGAAUUCCUCAGCUCCGAUCGUUCCGCCGUGCACGUUGAGAUCUACUCCUCAUCGUGGUUCCGAGACGUGCUCGUCGGGACCGUCCGCGUCACUACGAGCAAUCUAAUCACGCCGAUCGCCGUUAACGGCCAGAGAUUUGUGGCUCUUCAGGUCCGCCGUCCGUCAGGUAAUCAUCAGGGAAUUCUGAACAUGGCGGUUUCCCUAAUCGAUCGUAGAGUCAAUGCGAAAGGCGAAAUAAUCGAUAUGAAAUUGGGGAAAAUGGUGAGCGUACCUGAAUACGAAGACGACGAUGACGACGACGAAGACGAGGAGAAACAGAAAUUGAACGCCAAAAUCCAACAAUGGCGAGCCACGUCGGCCUACGAGGAUUUCCCCGGGAAGGCGGGAUCCAUGGUGGACGGAGGAUCCGUGUGCAACGGAUCCCUAAUAAACGCCGGAUCCGAAAUCUGCUCCGAUAUCGGACCAUCCGCUUCGGUCGUCGCCGCGGAGAUAAUCCGAAAAUCGCAAUUAUCUCCGUCGCAACCGAAGGAGCCGCCUCCGCCGGCCAAAAAAGGAAAAGGAAAAGGCGACGACGGCGAAGAGAGCAUGAUAUUGGAAGACAUGACCGCCGAGGAAGCGGCGGCGAAAGGGAUAAACACGACGAGCGUAGAACGGUGGAAGCGGGGAGAUGCGGCAAAACAUGGGAAGAAGGGACAGGACAAAGACGGCAGGGUGAAGUGUUUUGCAAACGCUUACGGAUUUGAAUUCACCAUAGUUUGCGGGGCCGGCAACGGCAACGGAAGUAAAGUCAAUAAGGCCGGAAAAUCCAAGAGUUGA
Ipomoea triloba (trilobed morning glory) is the source of this 1068-nucleotide messenger RNA. RefSeq lists its product as uncharacterized. Gene Ontology annotation, biological process: defense response. Bases 1 to 1068 code for a protein of 355 amino acids. The record is from RefSeq and is a predicted model, not a curated record. The transcript has a single exon. Lineage: Eukaryota; Viridiplantae; Streptophyta; Magnoliopsida; Solanales; Convolvulaceae.